AUGACCCUGGAGGAGGGAAUGUGGUGGUUCGUGCAGGAAUGGCAGCGCAAAAGCAACUUUGAUCAGAUGAUCUUCUACGAGAUGGCAGGAAACAUGGGCUGUGCCUCCCUCACCUUUGUCAGGUUCAUGGAGUUUGAGGCAGAGGAGGAGUUACAAAUUCAGAAGUUGCAGCAGAGGAAUGUGUCUGUGUGCCUGCCUCCUCCACCUCCACGGAAUCUUGAUUCCCACGGGCCUUCAUCCACUGUGGUUGUCCACUACCCAGAUGGAAAAUAUGGGGAAGAAGAAAAUGAGCAACAGCAGGAGGAGAUUGGGAUAUACCCAGACCCAGGAAUCCUGCCCUACCUGGACAAGCUGUGUUCACAGGAAGAAUUUAUUACAAAGGUGGGCUGGGACUUGAGACCUCAGUGCCCUUGGGAGCCUAAACGACCCAAUGAGAUCCCUCCUAAAGCCGUGAAAGAAUAUGCUGAAAUCAUGCAAGGUCUGCUUGGACCUACCUAUUCAGCCACUGUGGAGCCAGAUGAAAAAUAUGAAGAAGAAGAAAAUGAGCAGCAGGAAGAGUUUGGGAUAUACUCAGACCCAGGACUCCUGAGCUACAUUGACAAACUGUGUUCACAGGAAGUAUUUAUUACCAAGGUGGGCUGGGACUUGAGAUAUUCACCUCAAUUCCUAGAAAUGGUACUAUCACCAGAAUUACAGGUAGAUCCCAUUUCCUUAAUGCAGGAGCUGAAGAAAGAGGAAGGACUCACUCUCACCCAGCUGGUAGAGAAGCAACAGCUGGAAUUGAAAGGAAAAGUGUUUGUGGAGGCACCCCCAACUUAUGAAACCUCUCCUAUUAGUGAAACACCUGGGAAAGGAGAAGGAUCCAGUGAAGAAGAGGAGGAAGAGGAGGAACUCCCCAGCCUUGCCUUCCUCUUGGCAUCUCAACAAAGCCUACUGCCCUGGGGUCUUUCCAAGGGUCCUCUGCCUGCCUCCAGCAUUCUGCACCAUAGACUUUAA
Trichechus manatus latirostris (Florida manatee) is the source of this 996-nucleotide messenger RNA. RefSeq names its product NUT family member 2A-like. NCBI's taxonomy places the organism in Eukaryota, Metazoa, Chordata, Mammalia, Sirenia, Trichechidae. The record is from RefSeq and is a predicted model, not a curated record.